This is a messenger RNA of Dimorphilus gyrociliatus, 1606 nucleotides long. NCBI's taxonomy places the organism in Eukaryota, Metazoa, Annelida, Polychaeta, Dinophilidae. The record is from the annotation of a GenBank genome assembly.
CUACUACUAAGAACAUUCUCAAGAUCAGACAUUACAUGGUCACGGGGAAAAUUUGACAUAUUUCAAAAAGGACGUUCAGCUAUCGAAUUAACUUCAAAGUAUUUCAAUAAUAACCAGGAAAUUCUAUUCAUAAAAGGAAUAUGGCAGAGUUUAGCAGAACUUUUGAAGAACUUCACGAAGUUAACGUCUUCUUCAAUGAAAAUGAUGUAUUGUGUGGUAUAUGUAGAGCCCCAUGGAUUACCAAAUAUCCUCGAUGUCUUCCUUGCGAAACUUCACACAUAUUCUGUUCAAAAUGCUUGGAUAGAUUGAUAAAUGCCAGCUUACUAAAAGGAUAUUUAUUAUGUCCGAUAUGUCGAAAAGAGUAUCCUCUGACCGAUAAAGGAGUGAAAGCAUUUUCCCUUCUAUCACCCUUCGUCAACUGCUCACUUGCUAGUGGUCGUGAUUAUCAGCCAUUGUACAAAAGCAAUAUAGAGAUUUGUGACGAUAAUCCAAUUAGUCAAAUUCCGUCGGUUUCGGAUGACUUCUCAAUUCGUGAUGAUACAUUCCAGAGAUUUAGAAGUCAGGCUUCUAUAAAAUUUUUACGAUUCGAAAGCAGAGUGAAUCACAUGUAUUGUUUAAAUGGGAUUCCUUAUUGCCUAACUGAAGCUAGAAAGGCUGGACGAUUCAAAUAUACAAUUCUUCGACUUUUAAACGAUAAUCGUGCCGCGGAGAAGGUCGCUUCUUGGACAUCAGCUACUGCUUGCCAACGCAUUGCUCCAAACAAAGAUAUCUACCUUUUAACUGGAUUUGGCUCACGAAGAAGGAUAAAGCGUUUAAAGUUAAAAGAAGAGGGGGGUGACAGAAGUAAUUCAGACAACAGUUCAUUGGAAUUAAAAGACGUGGAGACUAUAUGUCCUCGUUUGUCACAUCUUACCCCGUGCGCUGAUGGUUUUGUUCUUAUUCAUGAUAAGUAUUUGGAAUUUUAUACGAUACGACCAUUGCGCCUUUCAAGAAAAAUCCCAUUACCUACAUUAAGAAGAGUGGUAACUGUAAAAUAUGCCAAAUCACAAGUGUUUGUUCUAUUUGAUAGAGGUCAACUUUUCUCAAUCGAUAUUAAAACGAAACCAUCCGAAUUUCAACCUGUGAACCUUACCUUUUUAGAGAAUGUCACACAUUUCCAAAAUGAAGUUUUCAACAGUAUGAAACACGGUAAAAUACUGAUGACUGAUAGAAAGUGGAUAUUCGUCAUAACUCUAGAAACAAAGACAGCUGUAUGCUUGCCUCAUCAGCCAAUUUUUGGUAGUUUUACACUACUGGAAUACUUUAUAACUAAGAAUGAAAUUGUCUUUUAUGUGGUUGCAAAGGAAGGUUUAAUAGCCAUAAGAUAUUUUGAUUUUACACAGUAAUUUAAGAAGGAAAAAAGCUAUUUGUCAUUUAUAACUUUAAGAUACUUUAUACGAUUUUUUUUUCAACAAACUGAAAUAAUCUUCAUUUAAAUCCUAAUCUGCAGCAUAAAUCUUAUUAAAAGAAAAGUUAUUAUUUUUAUCAAUCUACUUUAAAAGUAAAUGCAUAUAUAUACAUGAAAACUUUUCAAUUAUGUAUAAUGAAUAGUGGCUUCUAUCAUCUU